Messenger RNA from Malus domestica (apple), 642 nucleotides. RefSeq names its product small ribosomal subunit protein eS21y. Gene Ontology annotation, cellular component: cytosolic small ribosomal subunit; ribosome. Lineage: Eukaryota; Viridiplantae; Streptophyta; Magnoliopsida; Rosales; Rosaceae. Gene Ontology annotation, biological process: endonucleolytic cleavage to generate mature 3'-end of SSU-rRNA from (SSU-rRNA, 5.8S rRNA, LSU-rRNA); translation; endonucleolytic cleavage in ITS1 to separate SSU-rRNA from 5.8S rRNA and LSU-rRNA from tricistronic rRNA transcript (SSU-rRNA, 5.8S rRNA, LSU-rRNA). Gene Ontology annotation, molecular function: structural constituent of ribosome. The record is from RefSeq and is a predicted model, not a curated record.
CAGUUUAUAGUUAUCACUGUCGCACUCCUCCGUUCAUAUAAAAGCAAAAACCCCUUCAGAUUUUAGAAAACCCUAACGAACGCAGAGCUCUUCACUUCCAGCAGCUGCCCGCCACCACUCCGACUUCCCCAGAGGGUUGUGAUCUCGAUCGCCAAGAUGCAAAACGAGGAAGGAAUCAUCACCGAGCUCUACAUCCCGAGGAAAUGCUCGGCGACGAACAGGCUGAUCACCUCCAAGGACCACGCUUCUGUUCAGAUCAACGUUGGGCAUUUGGAUGAACAUGGCAUCUACACCGGCCAAUUCUCCACCUUCGCGCUGUGCGGCUACGUCCGUGCUCAGGGAGAGGCCGACGGUGGUUUGGACCGACUCUGGCAGAAGAAGAAAACUGAAGUUAAACAACAGUAGAAAGAGAUAAUGAUUCUUGUUGCUUCCUCGAACCUUCGGUUCUUGGGGAUGGAAGUGUUUAAUUUCUGAAGUAAAAUGUGACGUUGAGAGGGCUUUUCUUAUUCAAUUAGUACUGCUUUUUGCAAGUAGUUGCCGAUGUUUUGUGGUGUUGUUGAAUUGGGCUUCUUUUGACUGUUAAAGUAGUGAAACUUCUACUCAUUUGAGUACUUUAAAUAUAUUCCUGGUUUCUUGAAAUGA